This is a messenger RNA of Bicyclus anynana (squinting bush brown), 2338 nucleotides long. RefSeq lists its product as uncharacterized. The record is from RefSeq and is a predicted model, not a curated record. Lineage: Eukaryota; Metazoa; Arthropoda; Insecta; Lepidoptera; Nymphalidae. The coding region runs from base 451 to 987 and encodes 178 amino acids. The transcript has 4 exons.
UAACGCGAUCUCCCGUGAAAUAACACGUUGCGAUAACUAGACCACUUUUUAUUUUUUUAAUAAAAUAACGUAAAUAAAACUGUAUAUACUAGUGUAAAAUGUGAUUUGUGAAAAAAGUUUCCAACUAUGUAAACUGUUUUCGUGGGUUUUCAGUGAAUAAACUUUCUUAAGCAUUUUUUUUUUGUUAAAAGUUGUUGUGAUUUUUCUAUUUAACAUAAUAUUGAUCUUGUACUUAUUAACAUAUAGAUAAUAUACUAAUAUGAAAUCUCAGUUGAAAGUAAAACAAUCCUUCUCCUUACUUGGCAGACUGUAUCUUUUUCAGCUUUAGUUUCUAGUAGUAGUGAUGAUAGUUUCCAGUCUAUACAUUUCGUUAAUGGAUUUUUAAUUGAAAGCGGUGAAAGAUACUUGUUUCAUUGGGAAUUUAGACUAUAACACGUAUAUAUAGGAGCCAUGAGUGUGCCCAUGGUGAAGAGAUGUUGUUGUGGAGCAAGUCUGCAAACUGGGACUUUGGUUAUUGCCUAUGUGUACACGGUGUGGUCCCUUCUGGAGUUGUUGGGCUACACGCUGCUGGUGACGCUCGCUCCGAUCGCCCGCAGUGGCGCCAUCUCCAACCACAAGUACGCGCUCUACGUCGUCGGGGCGGUCGUGAGCGGCGUCACUCUGCUGUGCUCCAUCCUGCUCAUCGUAGCCGCUCACAAGAAGCUCGCAUUCCUCACACUGCCGUGGACUAUCGUGACAGGCAUCCUGACGGCAGUCUACUUCACGAUGUGCCUCACCGGCAUCAGCCUCAUCCUGCAGGACUCGGGUGACACGCUGCAGGUCGAGAUCGUCGUCAUCGUCGCGCAUCUAACGAGGGCUUGUAUAUCGGUGUACUGCAUCGUGGUGGUACACAGUCGACACAAACAGAUCAUGUAUGAAGAGGACGAGCGACGCUUCCAGCGCUCUGGCCGCGUGUACCAUCCGGUACGGACGACAGAGGCUUUAUAGUACGGGAUUGUGUGCUAGAGGCACUAGGAGCGUUAUGACCGAAUACGAAAAACUGUCUCUGGUUAUGCGAGAGUGAGAAGCCUGCUCUUCUCUCGUCUAACCUCAACGUGUUGCCGGUCCUUAAAAAGUGAAACUUCUUUACGCACGCUUGACGUGGGGAGUAUGGUGCAUGCGUUACGAAAAGUGUAAUCGGGCGAGGCAUGUAAGAUGCGUGCUGACAUCUACAGGCAUAGUAAAACAGUGUUUGUUAUUCUAAAGUACCAGUAGAUAACAUUCUUAGAGGACUUUGAAACAAUCCCUUUUUGCUAACUUCAAGAACCUGUUGCGUUCCAGUUGUGGCUGAAGUUGUUUUUUAUUUUCGAAAGAAAUUUUACUUCAGUAGUGUGUUCUAAAACACACUCGUUUUAUUUCAAACUAGCAGACGCCUGCGACUUCGUGCGGGUGAUACCCUACCCCUACCCUAAUAUACCCCUAUCCUAUAUCUAUCUCCUGGUUCUAAGCUACCUCUCCACUAAUUUUCAGCUAAAUCGGUCCAGCCGUUCUUGAGUUAUAAAUACGAGUAAUGUACCUACUCGUAACUAACACGACGCUCUUUUAUAUAAAUAUAGAAAUAGACAACUGAACACGAGACGAGUUUAUCUAGGUAUCUACUUUUAAUGCAAUCACUCUGGCAAUGCGACGUCAGUUGGAUUUUGUUUAGGCGUACCGAAUAAACAGCAAUGAAAAACAUAUUUUAUAGCAAGCAAUAUAAGUUUUCGUAUUCAUCCGUAUCAUACUGCGGUGAAUUAAAGCGUCCGUUCUUUGGGAGACUUUUGGGAGAUAGACCACCAUAAUGGAUUAAGAGUAAUCAUUCAGCUAAUGCAUGUUAACUUUUGACUGAGACCGUGAUCCGUGACAAUUCAGUCUAAGAUGGAAGCGGGCUUACUUACUACUAAGAGGUACAACAAUAUUUAUGACAAUUCUUCGACGGUUUCUACGCGGCAUCGUACCGGAACGCUAAAUUGCUCGGCAGUCGGCGGUACGUCUUUGUCGACAGUGUGAUAACCAAGAUUAAUAGAAUACUAAGUAUGGUGGUAACCACAGCCGAUGCCUGCCGCGAGACCAGUUUAGAAAAUGUUUAUAAUGACCCGAGCUGGGAAUGGUCAAUGCAACCCAGGAGCUCUGUGCUGAAAACCAAAGCACUACUCUCAAGAGUGAUCAAAAUGUUAACGUAGAUGCGUACCUUUGGUGAUUGUGAAAUUAAUUAGGUAGCGUUUUAAGUAUUCUGUGAUUAAAAAUAUAUUGGACAAGGCAACCUAUGAAUUAGGUAAAAUAUAUCAAGUAAUAAAAAAUAAAAGAAUAAGAAUGUGAA